GGUUCAAUUACAGAAUAACCCUUAAUCUAAAGUAUUUAUUUUUCAUACAAAAUUUUGAUUGUGAUUGGUCACUGUCUAUCGUUUGGCACUGAUGUGUAAUGCGAUAGAGACAUUAUAAUUGUGAAUCAGCCUGUAUUCUUAUUCUCGUGUAGUAUUUUCCCGCCAUUGGACUAAUAAAUAUCGUGUUAUUUUUUAUUAGCUGGACUUUGGCAGAUUUUGGAUUUUGAUUAUGGCACCUGCGCGAUUUGAAGAAUGGACUCCUGAACAUUUUCUGACAAAUCAGACGUCUUGUCAAUUGAUUUUGGAAGAUGCAGAAGCCUUACGAGAAAUUCCUUUAGUGAAUUCUGCUCCUUUGCAUAGUUUCAAGGAUGGAGAGCUAGUUCGCUUUCGAGGCAUGAUUCAGGAUAUGUAUAAUCCUGAAUACUAUUUUGAGAAUUAUGAAGUCAGAAAUUCUCAAACCGGGGAAUGUCAGAUUCGAUGUGGAACUUAUAAAGAUACAGCAUACUGUUUGCCUCAUGAAGAGAUUAUCAUUGAUUCGAAGAAGAAUAGAAGCUCAGAACGUCAGACCUGUGUUGUUAUCUCUAUUCCUGGAUUAAAUGAAUGGGCAAAAGAAAAGUGUAUUAAAACCAAUUUAAAUUUACCAGAAGUGUCCCAUACAUCUUUUAAAAGAACUCUUGAGCAAUCUGUUGAAGAAAUGGAUUGUUCCGAACCAAUUAGAAAAAAGGAGAAAAUGAUGGAAAACAGUGAAAAUGAAAACACCAAUACCCAAGAAAGAAAUAAUAUAAAUACACUAUCAAAAGAACAUAUAAUGAAUUUCCCAAUUCCUAUUGAUGAUGGUAAAGCAUGCAUCGUAAAGGUUAUUAAAAUUUAUGAAGAUGCCACGUCAUACAAACUAAAUCAAAUUCUGGAAAUUGUUGGCUUCAUAUCACUUGAUCCUGCCUUAAGUCUUAUUCAUGACUCUGAAGAUGCAAUGGAUGAUUCUGAAGUACAGAUUCAUAAUCCACCUACUUCCUUGGUACCUCGCUUACAUGCUGUAAAAAUCACAUCUCUUACAAGACAUCAUGUAGAUUCCUGUCCACAAAUCGUAUCGCGGGCCGAACAAAUUAGAGCAGAAUUACAUAUGAUACUCAGCCAAAUAUUAUUUGGUGACACAUUGGCUGCAGAUUAUCUUAUUUGCCAUUUAAUAUCCUCCAUCUACUUGAGAAAAGAUGCGCUGUGCUUGGGUUCGUUUCCUAUAAACAUUACAAAUUUUUCUUUUGGAAAGUUUAGGACAUUCCCAAAAGAUUUAUACGAAAUUUUGUCUCUUCUUGUACCCAAGAGUCACUAUUUGGAAUGCAGUCUUGAAGCAUUGAAUGACAUGUGUCUCAUCCCAAAGAAGGACUAUGACUGUAACAGAUUAACCAGCGGCAUAUUACAAUUGAGUAACAACACGCAUCUGGUAAUAGAUGAAACACAAUUAUCAAGCGGUCGUGUAUCCGCUAACGGCCGUAAAAACUAUGAGGCUAUUGGUGAUUUGGUGAAGUUUCAAAAGGUUUCCUACGAUUUUACAUACUAUCCAAUGGAAUUUGAAACAGACAUCCCGGUGUUAAUUUUGUCCGAAGUGAAGUCCUUCAUACCUUGUGUGAUUCAAGUCAUCGUGAAACCCGAUGAGGAUACAGAAAAUCUUUAUCCCCAAGUCGUACAGGCAGCCAAACAAUACUUAAAGGAUGACAAGCGGUUGAAUGAUAUUCGUCAAUAUUUAGAAAGCAUGAGGCACUCAGAUUUUCAGUUUAACGAUGAAAUAGUUGACACAAUCCAAGAGGAUUUUGUGAAGAUGCGACAAUCGGAUCAAAAUAUAAACGCUGACAAUUUACACUCUCUCAUGGUUUUAGCUAGGCUAAUGUCUUUAUCUCAUGGAACGAAUACGUUAACUAAAGAUUAUUGGAAACAGUCCAUGGAUAUGGAGUCAAGAAGAUUAGAGAGGCUUCCGCGUCGAGAAAAGUGAAUUCUUAGGAAUCACAUUAUACAUAAUCAUAUUAUUACGUUUUGAUAAUAAAACCAUAUAAAAUAUA
This is a messenger RNA of Cephus cinctus (wheat stem sawfly), 2051 nucleotides long. RefSeq names its product mini-chromosome maintenance complex-binding protein. Gene Ontology annotation, molecular function: chromatin binding. NCBI's taxonomy places the organism in Eukaryota, Metazoa, Arthropoda, Insecta, Hymenoptera, Cephidae. The coding region runs from base 230 to 1984 and encodes 584 amino acids. The record is from RefSeq and is a predicted model, not a curated record. The transcript has 8 exons. Gene Ontology annotation, biological process: DNA-templated DNA replication.